Pistacia vera is the source of this 1904-nucleotide messenger RNA. Its product is annotated as probable nucleolar protein 5-2. Gene Ontology annotation, cellular component: box C/D methylation guide snoRNP complex; small-subunit processome. Gene Ontology annotation, molecular function: snoRNA binding. Bases 82 to 1710 code for a protein of 542 amino acids. The record is from RefSeq and is a predicted model, not a curated record. The transcript has 8 exons. Lineage: Eukaryota; Viridiplantae; Streptophyta; Magnoliopsida; Sapindales; Anacardiaceae.
AACCCUUCUUUGUCUCUAGAACGCAGCAGAAUUAAAAGGAAAGCCAAGCAACCGAGUUGCAGUCCCAGUUGUGUUCCAACCAUGUUAGUGUUGUUCGAAACUCCUGCGGGUUUUGCCCUUUUCAAAGUAUUGGAUGAGGGGAAGCUCUCUAAAGUUGAGGGCUUGUGCCAAGAGUUUAACAGCCCGGAGUCAGCCAGAAAGGUAGUCAAGCUGAAAGCAUUUUCGAAGUUCGAAAAUACAUCAGAAGCUUUGCAAGCAGCGACCUGUAUAUUGGAUAGUAAACCCAGCAAAGAUCUUCGGAAGUUCUUGCGUGCCCAUUGUGAUGGUGAGACUUUAGGUGUGGCUGAUUCCAAGCUUGGCAAUGCAAUCAAGGAAAAACUGAAAAUAGAAUGCGUUCACAACAAUACCGUGAUGGAGUUGAUGAGAGGCGUAAGGAGUCAUUUGACCGAACUCAUAUCUGGUCUAGCUGUUCAAGAUCUGCAACCAAUGAGCUUGGGUUUGUCUCAUAGUUUUUCUAGAUACAAGCUCAAGUUCAGUGCUGACAAGGUGGAUACAAUGAUCAUUCAGGCUAUUGGUUUGCUUGAUGAUCUUGAUAAAGAGCUUAAUACAUAUGCCAUGAGAGUUCGGGAAUGGUAUGGUUGGCAUUUUCCCGAGCUUGCCAAGAUUAUUCAGGACAAUAUCCAAUAUGCCAAGGCAGUGAAGAUGAUGGGUAACCGUACUAAUGCUGCAAAGCUUGACUUUUCUGAGAUAUUACCUGAAGAAAUUGAAACAGAAUUGAAAGAGGCAGCUAUGAUUUCUAUGGGAACUGAAGUUAGUGAUCUUGAUUUGAUAAAUAUUAAAGAGCUAUGUGAUCAGGUUUUGUCGCUUGCUGAGUACAGAGCUCAGUUAUAUGAUUAUCUAAAAAGCAGAAUGAACACAGUUGCACCAAAUUUGACUGCACUUGUUGGAGAGCUUGUUGGUGCUCGUCUGAUUGCCCAUGGAGGCAGCUUGUUGAAUCUUGCGAAGCAGCCUGGUAGCACUGUUCAGAUUCUUGGUGCAGAAAAGGCUCUCUUCAGAGCUCUGAAGACUAAGCAUGCGACUCCCAAGUAUGGGCUAAUCUACCACGCAUCCUUGAUUGGUCAGGCGGCUCCAAAGCAUAAGGGAAAAAUUUCUCGGUCACUUGCUGCAAAAACUGCUUUGGCAAUUCGAUGUGAUGCUCUUGGAGAUGGUGAAGAUAACUCUAUGGGACUUGAGAACCGAGCCAAGCUGGAAGCACGGUUAAGGAAUCUUGAAGGGAAAGAAUUGGGUCGUGCUGCUGGGUCAGCUAAAGGAAAGCCUAAGAUUGAAGUUUAUGAUAAAGACCGGAAGAAGGGACCUGGGGCGAUGAUAACUUCUGCAAAGACAUAUAACCCUUCAGCAGAUUCCAUUCUUGGUUUGAUGGCAAAUGCUGAAGAAAAACCAGUUGAGGAGGUUGAUGUUGGUGAAGAGAAGAAGAAGAAGAAAAAGAAGAAGAGUGAGGAGAAUGGCAAUGCUGAAGCAGAAGGUGAAGAGUCAGUAAAAAAAGAAAAGAAGAAGAAGAAAAAGCAGGCAUCUGAGGAUGACGGUGUAAACGAUGAAGUAGGAGAGAAAAAGAAAAAGAAGAGAAAGCAUUCUGAAGAAAAUGAAGAAGAAUCAGAAGUGGCGAGUAAGAAGGAGAAGAAGAAGAAGAAGAAGAAGAAAAGUGAGGAUUGAUACGUUUCUGAAGAGGAGUUGUGGCAACUGGGAACCCUACAAUUUUGGAAGAAAACGCAACAACUUUCGUAAUUCCAUAUGUAAAAUUUGGUUUCUUUAUAAUUUUAAAUCAAUUUUUCAACGUAGUCCUUUUAGUUUUCUCUUUUUGUAGUGUAUUUUGCCAAGUACUAAUGCAUAAGGUUUGGUUGGAAGCA